Brachypodium distachyon (stiff brome) is the source of this 828-nucleotide messenger RNA. RefSeq lists its product as uncharacterized. The coding region runs from base 139 to 567 and encodes 142 amino acids. Gene Ontology annotation, cellular component: mitochondrion; nucleus. Lineage: Eukaryota; Viridiplantae; Streptophyta; Magnoliopsida; Poales; Poaceae. Gene Ontology annotation, biological process: mitochondrion organization. The record is from RefSeq and is a predicted model, not a curated record. The transcript is spliced from 5 exons.
UCCGCGUCUAUAAAACUUAACCCUAGGCGUGUCUUCCCUUCUCAUUGUUCUGAUCCAUUGUUACGCUGUUCAUCCAUCUCCCCUCCCCGCGCCGCCUCCAACCUAGGGUUUCCUCCGUUGUCCUCUACAGCCGUCGCCAUGCCUCGCCGCAGCUCAGGAAGGUCUGCACCCCGCCCUGCUCCACGUGCUGCUCCAGUGAGAAACCCACCCCAGCCAGUCCGACAAGCUCCUCCUCCUGCUCCUACCCAGAGUGGUGGUGGUGGCAUCCUCAGCGGAAUUGGGUCUACUAUUGCUCAGGGCAUGGCUUUUGGUACUGGUAGUGCCGUGGCACACAGGGCUGUUGAUGCUGUAAUGGGUCCCCGUACCAUUCAGCAUGAGAAUGUGGUCUCUGAGGCUGUUGCAACCCCUGCUCCCAUGGGUAACACUGCUGGGUCUGGUUCAUGUGACAACCCUUCAAAGGCCUUCCAAGAUUGCAUAAACCACUACGGGAGCGACAUCAGCAAGUGCCAGUUCUACUUGGACAUGCUGAAUGAGUGCCGUCGUGGAGGAGCCGGUUCAACUCUUUAAGCUGUUUCUAUGCUGGAUUGGGGUCGUUCGGAACUUGUUUCUUCACUCGUGCUCGUGAUAUCUCAUAAAUAAUUGAUUGGCAAAAUGAUGAACUUGUGUCACAACUUAUGUCUAUUUGUUCGUGGCAUACUAUGCUGUCUUGAGAGUAUUUCCUUUUAUUAAUGUUGGAACUACCUUCAUGGCACUCGGAUUAUAUAUGUUGAUUGAACCUGCUGUCUUCGAGCUGAGAAAUUGAAUAUAGUUCUAAUUUUUUUCUGUGAA